Molecule: messenger RNA, 165 nt
Organism: Charadrius vociferus (killdeer)
Lineage: Eukaryota; Metazoa; Chordata; Aves; Charadriiformes; Charadriidae
Gene: CUNH12orf73
Product: chromosome unknown open reading frame, human C12orf73
Exons: 2
Coding region: 1-165 (54 amino acids)
Source: RefSeq, a predicted model, not a curated record
AUGAGCGAGCUGUGCAGACUUCUUCACAAGGGGUUUUUACUGUCGGAAGCUGUUUAUUUUGAAAAGAAUAGUAUACCUGAAGUACCUCCUAAGCCUGGAGAACUGAAAACAGAACUGUUGGGUCUAAAAGCAAGAUCAAGCAAAGUUCAAACUUCACAACAGUGA